Molecule: messenger RNA, 892 nt
Organism: Solanum tuberosum (potato)
Lineage: Eukaryota; Viridiplantae; Streptophyta; Magnoliopsida; Solanales; Solanaceae
Product: LOB domain-containing protein 1-like
Exons: 1
Coding region: 18-422 (134 amino acids)
Source: RefSeq, a predicted model, not a curated record
ACUUUUUUUUGUGUAGUAUGGUUGACAUUAAUUUUCAGCAGGAGAUACCAAUGGAUAAUAGAGAAGAUGCAGUAAUCAGCAUGGUUUAUGAAGCUACAGCAAGACUCAGAGAUCCAGUUUAUGGCAGUGUAGGCAUUAUUUCUGCCCUCCAGAAACACAUAUUUCACUUGCAAUCCAACUUAAACGAAGCUUCAGCUGAAGCAAUGUCUCUCAGAACACAAUUAUCCAAUGCUUCAACAUCCUUACCCUCAUCGUUACUGGAAGUUUCUCCAUUCACUCCCGUGAACCACGAGUUUCACCAUUCCCAGAAGUCGAGCCAGCAAAAUGCAUAUUCUAAUAAUGACUUGCAUCUUCUACUUCCAGAAGCAGCGGACUAUUGUUUCCAAGAAACAGAUCAAGUUCUUCGUCCACUGCCUUACUAGAAGUACAUAUAGUUCUCCCAAUAUGGACAACAGAAUGUCAAUAUUUCCCUUUCAUUUAACAAACACAUUCGCAUGUUUUCUCCUUCCAUUGUUGCUCAUCUAGUAAAAAUUUGUAAGACUUUACUACAGAAACUGUACUGCAUGAUAUUGAAACCAAAUAACUAUCGAUCACAAUUUCAAACAAACUAUGAAAGAAAGGUCACUGAAAAGUGUGCAUAACCAUCGUCAUUGACACAUUUCAGUAUCAUUAACCGAAAGUCAAUCCAAACAGGCACAUAAGUACCUCGAUGAUGACAAUAGCCCACAAAAUGUAACUAUGAUGAACACCCGUAAAAGGGCUUGUAAAAAGCCUGGGCAUUCUAGUCAAAGAGAAUCUUCUUAUGCAAUCAACAACAAGAAGAUAACCAGUGAACUAACACGAGUGGGGUUUUGGAAGGAUAGAGUGUAAGCAGACCUUACCCCUACCUCGU